UUUGACUAAAAGGAGUUUUCAAUUGCCAUCUCUCAAGAGAAAACUUCUUAGAGCGAUUGGGAAAUUAUUUCAUGCYCACGGUUAUGCUAUUAUAUCUGGUUUUAUAUUGUUCUCCGUCCUCAAGGCCAAUGGAAAACAAUACCGUGACAAACGCUUAACUAAACGCAUCAGGGUAUAGACGAUACCUGAAAGCACUAAACUGCAUAUAUAAUAAUCCAUCCAUUGGAUGGUCAAAACCAUUCGUUCUCGCGAAGAUAAAUCACACAGUGAAAGUGACCUGAAGAAGCAAUCCGGCCAGAAAGAUUGAAGUUGUGCUCUCUUGGCUUUAACGAGCUUCCACUCUGUUCUCAACACAAUGUCUAAAGCAUCCAGCCCCUCAAAGAAUAAAUCCAAAGGAGAUGAAAGUAAGAAAAAAARGUGUCGAACGCUAAGCUUUAAAGUCUUUGGUCGAUUGAAGAUUGAAAUCAACCCAAUCGUAACUUUCGUCUCGGCUAUCAUAAUAUGGGGGUUCGUGGUCUACUGCUUACGAUGGACCGAUCAAGCCAAAGCUGAAAUUCCAAAAUGGAAAGAUUGGAUCACUCUAACUUGGACCUGGYUGUACAUUGGUACCCAAGAUGUGUGGGCAGUCUUUAUCUUGUAUCUACUCUUCUCCAAGUAUAGCAAGAUCAAGCUUGGAAAACCCGACGAGAAACCAGAGUUCUCUGAUGCCACAUACUUUACGAUGUUGUUUGCGGCAGGGAUCGGUGUUGGUUUGUUCUAUUAUGGCGUCGCUGAACCCAUAUAUCAUUACGAACCAAGUCACUCGACACCGUUUGCCAAUCGUUAUCAAGGAAGGUAUUCUGACAAUCAAAGAGCUCAAGAUGCUAUCAACAUCACGAUUUUCCACUGGGGAGUACAUGGAUGGGUCGUCUACACUUUGAUCGGCCUCAUUCUAGGAUUCCUGUCCCACAACAAAGGUAUGCCAAUGACCAUGAGAUCCUGCUUUUAUCCUCUUAUUGGCGACAAGAUCUACGGCASAUUUGGUGACRUYAUUGACAUCCUGUCCGUUGUGUGCACGAUGUUUGGAGUUUGUACMAGUCUUGGUCUUGGUGUCAUCCAGCUCAACAGUGGAAUUCAUCGUAUGAAUAGCAGCAUCCCAGAAAGUAGGGAAAGUCAGGUGGUUAUCAUCUGGUGCAUCACAGCUUUGGCCACUGCGUCUGUUAUCAGCGGCAUCAAACUGGGAAUCCGUCGACUAAGUGAGAUCUGCUUCUCUAUUGGAAUGUUUCUUUGGUUUGUUGUUUUCUUUUAUGACGACACCUGGUACAUCUUGAAUCUCUUCGUCCAAUCAGUUGGCUAUUAUCUACAGUGGUUGGUUCAGUUGGGAUUCCACACCGAUGCAUUUGCACAACAAGGAGAUGCGCCCGAUAAGAAGCAYGMACCAACAUGGAUGAAUGMMUGGACAAUCUUCUAUUGGGGAUGGUGGAUCGCCUGGUCACCUUUUGUAGGAAUUUUCAUUGCCAGAAUYUCMCGYGGUCGCACAAUUAAAGAAUUCAUCAUGUACACACUGACCAUCCCAACAGUUUACUCCUUGAUGUGGUUCUCAGUCUUUGGUGGUGCGGGUCUUCGCAUGGAGAGAGCUGCUGCWAAUGCCAAUAUCACCUGYWCCUCASYWYUUGGWGGYWHAHWCUCYAMYRMAUCCUAUCAUGRUCUUUAUCGUCUGUCGUGUMGGCCUUCAACCAGYAUGUGGUUUGACRUGAUGGAUCAGUAUGGUGGACUUGGACCGUUCCUCUCUGGAAUGUCCAUAGUUGGMUURAUUCUDUACUUYGUGACGAGUUCAGACAGCGGUUCUCUUGUGAUUGACAGCCUCUCAGCCAAUGGUCAUCCAGAUCCCCCAGUUCUUCAAAGAAUCUUCUGGGCUUUGACAGAAGGUGCCACCGCUACCGCUUUACUUUGGACUGGAGGGACUGUUGCCCUUUCAGCCUUACAAGCAGUGUCCAUUUGUUCUGGUCUUUUCUAUACGGUAGUACUGAACUUUGUCUGUGUGGCGCUGUGGAGACUAUUGAAGAUUGAGAUGGGAGACAUGGAUCCCAAUGGACCACAGUUCUCCAUGGGUCUUCUUGACAUCUUCUACCAAGUACCAUCUUGUAAGCUGUUGUUUAGGCUGUUUGUUGCCAUCAUUGCUCCCUGGUAUCCAAUCGGUAAUGCAGCAGGAAAGGUGUACGGAUCCAACCGUUAUGUUGCCAUGGUGUGCCUUGCAAUUCCAUUUUAUGCCUGGAUUGUCUUGGAAAUCCUUCAGGUAGUGGAACCUGGUUUGGCAUACGUAGGAUGGGCUGUGCUGUUURGUUUCAUAGCUUACGGUACUGGUAUUCGUGCCCACAUUCGAGAGAAGUACAACAUCGUCGGCAACCUUGGUGAAGACAUGUUUGCCAUGAUGCUUGCCUAUCCCCUUGCUGCUUUACAGAUGAAUGAGCAAAUGAAUUUACCUCCUUCAAAGAACGACUUCUCUGCCUCGUCGAUCACCCUUGAUGUUGUUGAUGAAAAAGAGGGUGUGUCUGCAUCAAGGGAAACAAUGACUCAGUUGUGAAUUGACUCAUAAGAUUUGUUUGAACSAGGAUUAACUUUGAUUGAAUUGAAAUAUAGAUCUACUACUUUAAUAAUUGCGAUUUUCAAAGAGAAUUGCGAGUUACAUGCACAUUUGCGUGUUAACGUUCUCUUUAUCUUGUACGAAAGUGUAUUUAAUAUAUGUAAAAGAAAUUCAAUUUAAUAUUGACAAUUAAAUUCAUGUGAUAUGAAUCAGGUCGAGCUUCGUAGAGGCGCCUUUUCAUAUUAGUCAUAUUAGGUCUUUUGUCAUAGAAAAACUAGUGUUAUUUUUGAAUCCUAUAAACCCCCUAACCCUGGGACAUUAAGUUGCUACCUCAACGCAUGUCAACAGAACUCUAGCGCCGAUAUCGCAGCAUGGUUGGACGAAAACGUUUCUUUUCUGGGUUGUCUGCACGUGAACACAUACGUUCAUGAUCCCUCUCGAAUGAUUAAUGAGUUUUUGAAGUCGUUGAAGGGCCUUCACUUAGGUCUUCGCGUGAUGUUAAAAACUGUAACGGACUACUUCAAUAUCUACUUUAGCUAUAUUCUGAACUCCAAUCGGACCACUAUAUAAGAUAAAACAGUAUAGUAAGAUAAUCAGACAAAGAUGGAACUAAUAACGGAAUACUCUCCUUCAUUGUUUUCUGCACCUCUUGAUAGGUAGUCUUACUUUUGCAUCAAAGCAAUAAGACCGUUUGAGAGUGCAAUGCAGAAAACGUCUUCUACAACUACAGACAAUUAUUCAUAUAU
Molecule: messenger RNA, 3309 nt
Organism: Exaiptasia diaphana
Lineage: Eukaryota; Metazoa; Cnidaria; Anthozoa; Actiniaria; Aiptasiidae
Product: glycine betaine transporter 1
Exons: 2
Coding region: 356-2563 (735 amino acids)
Biological process (GO): nitrogen compound transport
Cellular component (GO): plasma membrane
Molecular function (GO): transmembrane transporter activity
Source: RefSeq, a predicted model, not a curated record